AUGAGCGCUUGGAAGGACGAUCCUAACGGUUCACAAAUCGGACAGAGUGCCCCAGUUUCCGAAGUUCCGUCCGAGGCAACCCAAAAGGACGCGAGUGAACUCUCGGCCACCGAAGCCCUUUCGAGGUCGGACGCUAGAAUGGUGGCAGCGAACGAGCCGAGUUCGCAGCCUAAAAGCAGUACGACAAACCCUAUUCCGUCUUCUUUUAAACACUACGACGGGAGUUAAGAUUUUUCGUGCUGGUUUCGCCGCCUUAAGUUCCACCUAGACGAUGUUCCACAAAACGAACGCAGCCAUACGGUACUUCAGUAUCUAGCAGACGACCAGAGGACAAGGCACUCGAUGCCGGACUCACCCGCCACACCCCUUUCCAGGUGCUGUGCGACCAAUUGCAGAGACUAUUCCAACUCCCAUUGACCAUAGAGGAAGCGAUGACACCCCUCGGCAGUUCACCGACGCCUUACUCCGGCUCGCACGCGACGCCUACCCCUCACUGUCUGCGGCCGAUAGAGACCAAGUGGUCCUUUACCACUUCAAACGCAGUCUCGGGUCCCAAAAUUUGACGUAUUCCCUGAGGAUUCAGCCACCGGGUGACCUCAACGAAGCCAUCUAGCGGGCAGCCCGCAUGCUAACAACCGACGCCCAAACAGGCGAUAAUCACUCCCGGGCUGAACCGUGGAAAUCCACGCCAGACCGCAGGCAACAGAACAACACCUGGACAAGACCGCUCUACCAGCCUUCACAACGAUUCAACCGCGGCAGCCGACCCUCCACGUUCCGCACGCCCUAUCGGCCCCCACCGCUCAACACUGGGCCAAUACAUUUCCGGGGAGAUAGAGACAUUACUGCGGCGGCGAUUACCAAGGAAGGUAACCACAUCAUUCCCGUCUACUUUGAUUACACGUCACAUAGUUUACCGUUUUAAACGACGAUUUACCUAGACAACAAACAUAUCAAGGCUCUCGUCGACACAGGUGCCACCACGUCGUUAAUUCGGGCAGAUGUUUUAGACUCUAAGUGGCUAAACCUCGCCAGACAAAGCGGUCGCUCACCACACCUCAAAACCGCAGACGGGUAACCCAUGACCACGUUAGGGAUGGUUCGACUGCCCAUCUCCUUUCCAUCCAGCGUUAAGGAACAAGCUUUUGUCGUCACUCACAAGAUGUCGUGGGACAUGAUACUCGGCCUAGAUUUUCUUUCUGCACAUAACUGUUGUAUUAUGGUCAAAGAUCGCAUACUAUCCUAAGGGCAUAAGUCACUGCCUGACCACCCAACAGCCGCCGAGUUUGACGAAGAAGCCCUAACCGACAAGGAAGAAUUAAAGUCACUCCUGACUGCGUUUAGCAAUGUUUUCGCAUGGGAUGAUACCUCCUUAGGUCGCACCGCUGCCAUCCGUCACAGCAUUGACACAGGAACGUCGAAACCUCUGUGGCAACCACCACGCCGUAUUCCACCACACUUUCAGAAGGAGGUGAGCGACCUAAUUCAAACGAUGCUGAACACAGGGAUAAUCCGCCCCUCCAAGUCGCCGUGGGCAUCACCAGUCACAUUAGUGCCCAAAAAAGACGGCAAACUCCGAUUUUGUAUCGACUAUCGACGACUUAAUGCGGUCACCACCCGCGAUUCUUUCCCACUGUCAAGAAUUGAUGUCACACUCGAAGCGCUUGCCGGAGCCCAACGGUUCUCAAAGUUGGAACUGAAGUCCUGUUAUUGGCAGAUUGAAAUGGAACCCAAAGACCGCCCAAAAACAGCGUUUAUACUACCACAAGGGCUGUUCGAAUUCGAAACAAUGCCGUCUGGGCUCUGCAACGCAGCCAAACACUUCCAACGACUGAUGCACUCCGUCCUGGCCCACUUAUACCCUCACAGCUGUUUGAUAUACCUCGACGACGUGAUUGUGUUUGGACGCACGACCCGGCAACACAACGCUAACCUCGCCGCAGUGCUCUCUGCUCUCCGCGACGCUGGCUUGCGUUUAAAUCCACAAAACUGCAAGUUUCUGUGCCGGAAAGUCACAUUUCUUGGUCACGAAGUCAGCCCGCAAGGCAUACAGGUGUCGCAGGAAAAAGUAGAGGCAGUCAGAUCACGGCCUACGCCGAAGACUCCAACAGAAGUCAGAGGCUUCCUCGGCCAGGCCUCCUACUAUCGCCGCUUCAUCCUCCACUUUGCCGAGCUCGCACGCCCCCUCCAUCGGUUGACCGAAAAGGGUCCCUCAUUCACAUGGUCCGACGAUUGUCAACAGGCCUUCGAUGAGUUAAAAGCAAAACUCACUUCGGCACCGAUAUUAAUGCUACCUGACACGAGUCCUGAGGCCCCCCCUUCAUACUCGAUAGCGACGCCAGCGGGUUCGCGAUCGGGGGCGUACUCUCACAAGCCGACGAGACAGGGGCCGAGCGACCGAUUUGCUUUGCGAGCAAAACCCUAUCGAAGCCCGAGCGAAACUACUGCACCUACCUACGGGAAUUGUUAGCGCUGAUCACAUUUAUCAAACAAUUCAAGCCAUUCCUAGUGGGAAAGCAUUUCAUUGUCCGCACCGACCACAAGGCCUUACAGUGGUUACAAAACAUGAAAGAAGCCGAAGGCCAGCUUGCGAGAUGGCAGGAAUUACUGCAGGAAUUCGAUUUCACUUGUCAAUAUCGACCAGGCCACCAACACGCCAAUGCGGACGCCCUUUCUCGCCGCCCAGGUGACGCCGGCACAGCAGACCCAGAAGUAACGGACGAACACAUAGCGGCGGUUACAAUCAGCGAAUCCACUCGUUAUCAUUGGGCAUUUGCACAAAGUACCGAUCCGGACACCGCAAUAAUUUACGACCACCAGUUGCAUGGUCGACACAGACCAACAGAGGUCGAACUUCGCGGCUCCUCGGAGAUUGCCCGCCUCUUGUGCCACCAUUGGGCCACCCUGUUCGUUGAGAAUGAACUGCUCUUCUUUAAAGACGCAGCAUCCACCCAUCCGCGGCUAGCUAUUCCGAGUAGCCUCGUCAUACCUGUCCUCACAGACUAA
Spirometra erinaceieuropaei is the source of this 3006-nucleotide messenger RNA. Lineage: Eukaryota; Metazoa; Platyhelminthes; Cestoda; Diphyllobothriidea; Diphyllobothriidae. The record is from the annotation of a GenBank genome assembly.